This is a messenger RNA of Coffea eugenioides, 774 nucleotides long. Its product is annotated as dehydration-responsive element-binding protein 2D-like. NCBI's taxonomy places the organism in Eukaryota, Viridiplantae, Streptophyta, Magnoliopsida, Gentianales, Rubiaceae. The record is from RefSeq and is a predicted model, not a curated record. Gene Ontology annotation, biological process: positive regulation of DNA-templated transcription; response to stress. Bases 1 to 774 code for a protein of 257 amino acids. Gene Ontology annotation, cellular component: nucleus. The transcript has a single exon. Gene Ontology annotation, molecular function: transcription cis-regulatory region binding; DNA-binding transcription factor activity.
AUGGAAGCUGACCGUAGUGGAAAUGGAAACGGAAGGCCAGGAAAGAAGCCAGCACAAGCCAGUUCAAGAAAAGGCUGCAUGAGAGGCAAAGGCGGACCUGAGAAUGCUUCUUGCGCCUACAAAGGAGUCCGGCAGCGCACUUGGGGCAAGUGGGUGGCUGAAAUACGCGAACCCAAUCGUGGUUCGCGCCUCUGGUUGGGAACUUUCGACACCUCUCACGAGGCAGCCAUCGCUUACGAUGCUGCAGCACGUAAGCUGUACGGGACAGCAGCCAAACUUAACCUACCGCAUCUAUAUCGAAGGCCUCAGCACAUUCCUGUCUAUUCCACUCUCAACACCACCACUCCGAUCGACACCGGCGGCGAGAAUCAAACUGGGUUGCGACCAGUUCCGUUUCAACAAAGUCCCUUCCGCAAUUUUGCAUCCAGUAGCAACUCCAGUUACCCACCCCAGUGUCAGCCAAAUGAAAGGCUGUUUUUCCAGACGGAGACAAAUGCAACUACAACUGGUUACCUUGCGGGUACAACAACUGCUGGUGUAACAUCAGUUCCGAACGACAAUAACAACUUUGUUGACGACAACGGAAACGAGGCAGUCGAAAGCGAGGAAGGGACUAUGAGAGGAAUGUGGAAUAAACUCAACGCAAAUUUGCCAGCGAUUGAUGAUUCUUCCAUUUGGGCUGAAGCCCAAGCUGCUUCCCCUUUUCAGGCUGCUGUGACUGAUCCAGGGAUCUUCGGUGGCAACUUCGAAGAUAGCAACUACCCCUGGAACUGA